Messenger RNA from Lactuca saligna, 2482 nucleotides. The record is from the annotation of a GenBank genome assembly. Lineage: Eukaryota; Viridiplantae; Streptophyta; Magnoliopsida; Asterales; Asteraceae.
AUGAGCAGCAAAUCCUCCAACAUUUGCAUUCCCGUGCACAUGUUAACCAUGUUGAUGAUGCUUUCUUUCAUGUUAGCAUCCCCGUGUCCUACUGAUCAUGUUCAACGAUAUCAUAAUGCUUGGACUAAUUUUGCUUGCAACAAUGGACGUGUAGUUGAGAUAGACAUCCGUUUUUGUGAUGAUAGUGGCCUGAUAAAGGUAAUCAUUUCCUCAUUUCCGAGUGUUGAGAGGCUUUAUGUUUCAGAUAGUAAUCUUACAGGAAACAUCCUACAACAGAUUGGCUUGCUGCAAAAUCUGACAUAUAUUUCUGUCUCAUGGAAUUAUAACACAGGAGGUACCUUUCCUGUAUACAUUACCAAUCUCACCCGAUUAGAACACCUUGACCUUUCAGAUAACAAUCUCAGCGGAAACGUCCCAUCUCGGUUGUGGAGUCUCAAGAAUUUGAAGUUUUUGGAUCUUAGCUACAAUUGGUUGACCGGUCCAAUCCUUCAAUCUUUUGCUUCCAUGUUCAAUCUCACCCGAUUAGAAUACCUUAACCUUUCCAGUAACAGUUUAAAUGGUACCCUUCCAUCUCAAUUGUGGAGUCUCAAGAAUUUAGAGAUUCUGGAUCUUAACCAAAAUCAAUUGACCGGUCCAAUACUAACAUCUUUUCGUUCCAAGGUCGAUCUCACCAGAUUAGUACACAUCAACUUUUCCCGUAACAAUUUUAGUGGUACCCUACCAUCUCAGUUGGGGAGUCUCAAAAAUUUAGAAUUUCUGGAUCUUAGCAAAAACAGGUUAACCAGUCCAAUCCCUCCAUCUUUCGGUUCCAUGAUCAAUCUCAAAUUCCUAGACUUGAACACAAAUCAACUAAGAGGACCAAUUCCACAGGAACUUUGUAAUCUGCAAAAGCUAGAAACAUUGAACCUGGGUGACAAUCUUCUUCAAGGUCCAAUUCCCUCAGCUUUGGGUUGUUUAAGCCAACUGAUACUUUUGAACCUUGGUAUGAAUAACAUCAGUGGCCCCAUUCCUCGACUUAUAGAUUAUCUGAACUUAAAACAUCUCGACCUUAAUCAUAACCAUCUUUCUGGUGUGAUUCAUCUUGAUUUUACAACCUUGUCGACACUCUCUCACCUUGAUUUUUCAUCAAACCGUUUGUCUGGGAAUGUAUCCUUUCAGUUUCAGUUUCCUUGUAUAUUACAGUAUCUAGACCUCUCUGAUAAUUUCCUGACAGGUUACAACGGAUUAAAUAACUGCUACCAUUUAAAGUAUCUGGUCCUUAGUGAUAAUAUGUUUGUUGGAGAAGCAGUUAAUUGUACGAAUUUCUUAGGGUUGGAAUACUAUAGCCUAAAAGGUUCUGAGCAUUGUUGGGGAUAUUGUACGGAAAUUGGCUUUAUAUGCAACACCUCCAAAGAACACAAAUCCAUCCUCCUUUUGGAGAUUCUUCUUCCGAUGAUUGUUGGAUUUUGUUUCUUCGUGAUUGGUUAUGUGCUUUACCGUCAUAAAAAGGCUACCACACAGAAAAGUCAACCAGAAAUACAAAAACAUGGAGAUGUUUGCUCGGUAUUGAAUUAUGAUGGGACACUUGCAUUCGAAGACUUCAUCAAGGCAACAGAAGACUUCGACCUCAAAUAUUGCAUUGGAACCGGUGGUUAUGGAAGUGUUUAUGAAGCAAAACUGCCAAACGGUAAAACAUUUGCUUUGAAGAAACUCCAUCGGUUUGAAGCCAAGCAACCAGCAUUUGACAAGAGUUUCAAGAACGAGAUCCAAGUCCUAACCAACCUAAGGCACAAAAACAUUGUGAAACUCUAUGGUUUUUGUUUGCAUAACAAUUGCAACUUCCUUGUAUAUGAAUACAUGGAAAAAGGAAGCCUAUUUUGCGCAUUAAGUAACACUGAAUUCGCUGUCAUAUUGGAUUGGAAGACAAGGGUAAACAUUAUCAAACAGGUGGCGCAUGCUUUGUCGUACAUGCAUCAUGACUGCAGCCCACCCAUCAUUCAUCGAGACAUAUCAAGCAACAACAUUCUCUUGAACAAAGAAAUGGAAGGAUUUGUGGCUGACUUUGGAGCAGCUAGAUUGCUCGACCCUGAUUCCUCCAACCAAACCGUUGUCGUAGGAACUUUGGGAUACAUUGCUCCAGAACUUGCAUACAACAUCAUUGUGAACGAAAAAUGUGAUGUGUAUAGCUUUGGAGUUCUUGCACUUGAAACAAUUGGAGGGAAGCAUCCCGGAGACCUUCUGUCAUCCAUCAACUAUUCUAACGGGAAAGGUGCAACGUUGGAAAGCAUAUUUGACAAGCGACUCCCUUAUCCAACUGAUGAUAGACGGAUUGAAAUGCAAAUUCUCUGUGUUUACGAUGUUGCACUAGCAUGCAUUCGCAUGGACCCAAAGUCUCGUCCAACAAUGAGAAACAUAUCUCAUGAAUUAUCCAAGUGAUAUUGCACCAUUUGUACCUUAUGACCAUAUCUUUGUUCGUGUGCCUUCCGGUUGAAAUUUCUUUCAA